Messenger RNA from Alternaria atra, 3135 nucleotides. RefSeq lists its product as uncharacterized. Gene Ontology annotation, biological process: intracellular protein transport; transcytosis; vesicle fusion with Golgi apparatus. The coding region runs from base 1 to 3135 and encodes 1044 amino acids. Gene Ontology annotation, cellular component: ER to Golgi transport vesicle membrane; cytoplasm; endoplasmic reticulum. NCBI's taxonomy places the organism in Eukaryota, Fungi, Ascomycota, Dothideomycetes, Pleosporales, Pleosporaceae. The transcript is spliced from 3 exons. The record is from RefSeq and is a predicted model, not a curated record.
AUGAUGCGAGUUCUCGAGGCCAAUGCGCCUCCCAAGCAGACGGCCACCGACACCAUCAGCACUCUUAGUGGGAGAUUGACGAGCGCAACCCUCCUAGAAGACCGUCGCGCCGCCAUCCUCGGCCUUCGGAGCUUCGCCAAACAAUACCCGGCCUCGGUCGCAUCAGAAGCGCUCAAAGGACUCAUAGCUUGUCUAACCAAAGAUGGAGAAGAUGUGGACACGCUCAAGGUGGUGCUGGAGACGCUGCUCAUGCUCUUCCACCCGGACGAGAAUAGUCCCGAGGCGUCGCCAGAGCUGGAGUUUUUGCUGGCAGACCAGUUCUCCCAGCGGCAAGACAACAUAACCCUCCUCCUCGACCUCCUAGACACGCCCGACUUCUACUCCCGCCUAUAUUCGCUGCAACUCAUACGCGCCAUUUCGCUAGCACGACCCCAGCGAACACAGGAAUGCGUCCUCACAGCCCCCGGCGGCAUUGAGCGCCUAGUAGCCACCUUGGACGACCCCCGCGAUGCUAUUCGCAACGAAGCCCUCGUCGUCCUGACUGACCUAUCUCGCACCUCUACCGAACUCCAAAAGUUGUUCGUAUUUGAGGAUGCCUUUACCAAAGUCUUCAACAUGAUACACGCCGACGGUGGCCUCACACAGGGCGGCGUCGUGGUUCAAGAUUGCCUGAGCCUGCUGGCUAUCCUUGUACGAAACAAUGUGUCCAACCAGACCAACAUAAGAGAGAUGGGCCAUGUCGCGAGAUUCGCUGCGCUGCUACCAGGAGCCAAGAAGCCCAAGAAGGCACGCCCAAGCGCAGAAGACGAGGAUGAAUGGGUUAGUCCACAAAGCGACAAGAACAUCUGGGGGUUGCUAGCCAUCAUGCGCAUGUUUCUCGUCAAGGGUAGCGCGGGCACGCUACAAAACCAGAAUGUCUUUCAACAACAUGGCCUCGUCCGACAGCUCCUGAACAUCACUUUCGACCCUGCAACGGCCAUGCCCAUCAAGAUCGAGGCUCUCAACACCCUCGCGGAUUUGAUCAGAGGCAACGCUCGGCUCCAAGAAGGAUUCGCUGGAGAGCAGGUCAGGCCCAUUGUCGAACCCGCUACCAAUGCCGUUACUUCUCCGAACGGCAUAGCCUCUGUGUACGUUAUCGAAGCCCUCCUCAACCUGGUCCUUUCCCCAGCACCGAAUGAGCUAUUCGACUUGCGCAAUGCAGGCUGUGAGUGUAUCAAGGCCUACUUCUACAACCACGUGCAAAUAAAAGAGCAUUUCCUCAACCGAGCCAUCGAUGGUCACCAGGGCGGCGAUGAAACAGCCAAUGCUCUGACGAUUCUGAUGGCCGGACCACAAGUUCCACCCACGGGCGACCCGUACAGAAUCUGGUUUGCUGCAAACCUCAUCUACCACCUCAUCUUCGAUGAUUAUCAAGCAAAGAACACCCUUAUGCAAGUCAAGGAGGGAGAUGCAGAGAGCGGCGAGGAGGUCGUUACGUGCAUACAAACGCUCACAGCGAACCUAAUUGCAAGCCUGCAACUCGGGGAGGAUGAGCGCAUAUCAGUAGCUUAUCUCAUGCUUUUGCUAGGAUGGCUGUUCGAGGAUGCUGCUGCAGUAGAUGAUUUCUUGGGCGAAGCCAGCAGCCUGCAGAGUCUGGUACAAGCCGUUCUGACCCCUGGAGAAGAUCGCGUCGUGAUUCGUGGUCUCUGUGCAGCACUACUGGGAGUCGUAUACGAGUUCUCAACAAGGGACUCACCUGUGCCACGGCGCGAACUUCAACCAUUACUCAUGUCGAAGCUCGGUCGCGACAAGUAUCUCGACGCCAUCACUGAACUACGACGCCAUCCACUCGUGCGCGACUUCGAGGUCUUGCCCCGAAAUGGCGGUGGAGGUGGUAGCUUGCCAGAUAUCUUCUUCGAUGAAGCCUUUGUAGACUUUCUCAAAGACAACUUCAGCCGGCUAUCUCGAGCCAUCGACCGCAACCCAAACAUUGAACAGCACCAGUCGCACGACGGCAUUGACCGAGAUGUAGUCGAUGCGCUCCGCGGGGAGCGCGACGAGAAAGAGCAAACGAUCCAAGAACUCAAAGCACUACUCAUGACUCUAGAGCAAAAGAUAGAUCAAGAGCAGGCUGAGCAUCGCAAGACCCAGCAAUCCGCCGAGGAGCAACGCAGCACAUUGAAACGCAUCAACGACAAACUGCACGACGAUAUCGACAAGGAAGCUGCGAAGAAGGAUCGCGAGCACAGACAGGCAAUGCUGGAAACGGAAAACAAGUAUAAUCUUCAAAUCGUUGCGUUGAACAACAAAGUGCAACAAGCGAAUAAAGACGCGAAUCUUGCUGUUGCAAAGGUGCGACAGGAGUACGAUGAGCAACUCCAUGACGCACAUCGGACGUGCGGGGAAUUGGAGAGGAGGUUGAACGCUUCAGAGAAAGCGAGACAGGACGCCAUCGACAACGUGAGGAACUUACAGGACACACUUAUACAGACACGGACUGAGGUGGCUACCAUCACAGAGACCCUGCGUAACGCACAGAGUCAUGUGCAGAACAGCGAAGCACAACUCCAGAUUCUCACUGAGGAGAAGGAGCAACUCGCCAAUGAGAAAGAAACACAGAUCAAGCAUCUGAAAGAAGAAUCGGAAGCGCGGCUCCAGCAGGCGAAGUCAGACCACGAAACCCAGCUCCAGCAAUCCAAAUCAGACAAGGAAAGCUUGCAGGCGGCUAUUGAGAAGCUGAAAGCGGAGAAUCAGGAACUUAAGACGAAAGCACAGGAUCAAACAUGGAAGGUCAAAGAAGCGGAGGAGAAGCUCCGCAAAGCAGAAGAAAAGGCCCGCAAAGCAGAAGCAACUACCGCCAAGCCAAGUACCAACCAGAAGGGCGUCAGUGAGAAAGAGGUCAAAGAACUGAAAGAUAAAUUGCGAAAGGCCGAGGAAAGUGAAAAGGAGAAGGCCACCGAACUUGAAGACUUGAUCAUGGUCCUCAGCGAUCUUGAAGAGAAGAGGACCAAGGACAAGGAACGGCUCAAGGCUCUUGGGGAGGAAGUUUCGGAUGAUGAGGAGGAGGAUGAAGAGGAUGAAGAUGAUGAGGAAUCUAGUGAUGAGGAGGACGAGGAGGAUGAAGACGAUGACGGACAAGAGGAGAAGAAGAAGUAG